AUGGAUUUAGACACGGAUGUACCAAUGGAGGACGUUGAAGACCAACAGCAAACCUACAAUAGCAACGAAUCUGCAAUCAAAUCGGCCAACAAAGCCAAUGUCAAGGAGACAGCCACAUCAGACGACGCCAAAGAAAAAGCGCCAUCUCUAGAUGCCCUGUCAAUUAACCAAUUAGACGCAUGGAUCGAAAAGUUAUCAAAAUGUGAACCUCUUUCAGAAGCAGAUGUUAAGAAAUUAUGUAACAUGGCUAUUGACGUCUUGCUACGCGAAGAAAAUGUCCAGCCAGUUCAUGUACCAGUGACGAUUUGUGGUGAUGUCCAUGGCCAAUUUCACGAUUUAAUGGAAUUGUUCAAAAUUGGUGGUCCUUGCCCCGACACCAACUAUUUGUUUAUGGGUGACUAUGUCGAUCGUGGUUACUAUUCAGUUGAAACUGUGUCAUAUUUGGUUUGUAUGAAGGUGAGAUUUCCUAAUAGGAUCACCAUUCUAAGAGGAAAUCACGAGUCUAGACAAAUCACUCAAGUUUAUGGAUUUUAUGAUGAAUGUUUACGAAAAUAUGGUUCUGCAACCGUUUGGAAAGUGUUUACUGACUUGUUUGACUAUUUCCCUAUUACAGCAUUAGUUGACAAUAAAGUGUUUUGUUUACAUGGUGGGUUAUCGCCAAUGAUUGAAACCAUUGACCAAGUAAGAGAAUUAAACAGAAUUCAAGAGGUGCCACACGAGGGUCCCAUGUGUGACUUGCUAUGGUCCGAUCCAGAUGAUAGAGGCGGCUGGGGUAUUAGUCCUAGAGGUGCUGGAUUCACUUUUGGUCAAGAUAUUUCCGAGCAGUUCAAUCACACUAAUGACUUGAGUUUAAUUGCAAGAGCACAUCAGUUGGUUAUGGAAGGUUUUAGUUGGAGCCAUCAAGAAAACGUUGUCACAAUCUUUUCAGCUCCAAAUUAUUGCUAUAGAUGUGGUAACCAAGCAGCAAUAAUGGAGAUGGAUGAACAACACAACAGACAAUUUUUGCAAUACGAUCCAUCAGUAAGGCCGGGUGAGCCAACAGUUACAAGAAAGACUCCUGAUUACUUCUUGUAA
Molecule: messenger RNA, 1074 nt
Organism: Lodderomyces orthopsilosis Co 90-125
Lineage: Eukaryota; Fungi; Ascomycota; Pichiomycetes; Serinales; Debaryomycetaceae
Gene: PPH21
Product: phosphoprotein phosphatase 2A catalytic subunit
Exons: 1
Coding region: 1-1074 (357 amino acids)
Biological process (GO): peptidyl-serine dephosphorylation; mitotic cell cycle
Cellular component (GO): cytosol
Molecular function (GO): protein serine/threonine phosphatase activity
Source: RefSeq, a predicted model, not a curated record